UAUUACAGGUCCCUGACUCUUAGCACCACUGAAAAUUCCAAAAAUAGUUAAACAAAGUUAAUUUUUUUUCUAAGAAAAGGGUAGGGUGUAAUAAUCUCUUCAUUUUUUUCUCCUCCCAAAUCCGCCUUUUAACCAGCUAAUGAAUAUUAAGUAGGAUUUCGGAGCAAUAAGACCGGCCUCCUGCACCAACGCGGCCACAUCCAGCAUCCACCCGCGCAGCGCGCAACAUCUCACAGCGCUUUCAUCAGACUGGCAUCGGAUUGGUUUGGAGUGCACUGCGACAGUUUUGAAUAGAAAAAUGGCUUUGAGAGGACCUCUAUUCCGUCUUCUCAGAACUCAACUCGGCCACACAUGCCAACAAAGCAGAGCUCAGUCUGUGGCUGUUCUUGGAGCUCCGUUUUCAAAAGGACAGAAAAGAAGAGGCGUGGAGCACGGCCCUAAGGCCAUCAGAGAUGCGGGGCUCAUCGACAGGCUCUCGGCUUUAGACUACUCUGUCCAUGACUUCGGCGACCUCAACUUCCACCACCUUGAGAAAGAUGAACCCUACAUGGAUGUAAAGUUCCCCCGCACUGUGGGUGGAGCAAAUAAGAUGCUGUCUGGCGCCGUGAGCAGAGCUGUUGGUGCUGGGCACACCCUGGUCAUGCUGGGAGGGGAUCACAGCCUUGCAAUUGGAUCAGUGGGAGGCCAUGCCCAGCAGUGUCCUGACCUUUGUCUCAUCUGGGUUGAUGCUCAUGCAGAUAUCAACACGCCAAUGACUUCUCCAUCAGGAAACCUCCACGGCCAGCCUGUGGCGUUCAUGCUUAAAGAGCUGCAAGACAAGAUGCCUGAAAUCCCAGGGUUUACCUGGACAAAGCCAUUCCUCUCCUCUAGGGACCUGGUGUACAUCGGACUGCGGGACGUUGACCCCGGAGAGCACCAAAUCCUGAAGAACUUGGGUAUCCAGUAUUUCACCAUGAGGGAUAUCGACAGACUGGGCAUCCAGAGGGUUAUGGAAGUUACUCUUGACCAUCUUCUGUCAAGAAAACAGCGACCGAUCCACCUGAGCUUCGACAUCGAUGCGUUCGACCCGUCUCUGGCUCCAGCCACGGGAACGCCGGUAAACGGGGGUUUGACCUACAGGGAGGGAAUCUACAUCACAGAGGAAAUCCAUAACACAGGUCUGCUGUCAGCCAUGGACCUGGUGGAAGUGAACCCAGUGCUGGGAGCCAACCGCGAAGCCGUGGCGGCCACCGCCGCUUUAGCGGUCGACGUCAUCGCAUCGUCUCUGGGACAGACGAGAGAAGGUGCUCACGCUGCCAUCGAUGAGAUUCCCUCUGUGAAGGACGACACAGAGCAGCUUUGCCUCUGAGAGCAUGGAGCAAAGCUUUGAACUAUAUCAACAUCAUCCCUGAGCAUUCCGCAAUUCUGAAUACAAGACUAAAGACUGAAUCUAAUGGUUGCUAAAGAAUUUGUUCUCUUGUUACAUUUCAUGAAGAAAACUAAAUAAUGUCUGAAUCUUUAAAUUCAACCAGAAAAAUGGCUUUACAUAUUUGAGGAGAAAAGUUCACAUUACUAAUGCUAAAACAAAAAGCUUUUGAUAAAAUCGACUGCUACACUUCAUUCAUUUAAUUCAAAACAGUGCUACUAAGUUAUUUUGCUCCUGUUAAACAUGUGACAUGUUCGAGGACACAGCUGCCAUAUUUAUUAUGUAUUUGGUUUUUGAAGAGAAUGAACCCGCUUCAGGAGAUAUGAUAAACCAAGUUUGACUUGGUUAGAAUUCCACAGUAUAAUGUGGCCUCUGACAACUGUUUUGUGGCUGUGCCAGUUACUAAAAAAUAGAAAGGAUGUGUUUGCACUUUUGGACCAGCUGGGAUUACUGUAUUUUCUUUAGAGAUUACUUUUUUUAUUUUCACUAUGAACCUACCAGUACAUGUUCUAGAAUUACUGUGUAUACAUAUUUAUUGACAACAUAAGUAUUAUUUGGCUUGAAAACUGUUAAUAACCGGCUUUGAUUGAAAAUCUGGAAAAAAAAAGAAAAAAAAGAGAAAUUGCAUAAUUAAGGUUGAUGUGGUCACUAACCAACUAUUGUCCUUAUAACAAAGAGUUUCUAUUUUGGUCUUCCAUAAAUGUGAUUACAUUUUU
Messenger RNA from Etheostoma cragini (Arkansas darter), 2121 nucleotides. RefSeq names its product arginase 2 (gene arg2). The record is from RefSeq and is a predicted model, not a curated record. NCBI's taxonomy places the organism in Eukaryota, Metazoa, Chordata, Actinopteri, Perciformes, Percidae. The transcript is spliced from 8 exons. Gene Ontology annotation, cellular component: mitochondrion; cytoplasm. Bases 299 to 1348 code for a protein of 349 amino acids. Gene Ontology annotation, molecular function: manganese ion binding; arginase activity.